CUCCUCCUCCUCCCGGCCGUGACAUCGCUGCCGCCGCCGCCGCCGCCCCGCCCUGCCCCCGGCUGCGGGACACGCCGAGCGACACGCACCCGGCACCGAGCGGGUCCUUGGUGGGGACGUGUCCCCGGCCCCCGCGCACCCAGGCUUUCAUUCCCCUGAGCAUUUGACACUGUGUACCAAAGAAAUGGUGAUGGAGAAGCCAAGUCCCCUGCUUGUAGGGCGGGAGUUUGUGAGACAGUACUAUACUCUGCUAAAUAAAGCUCCUGACUUCUUGCACAGGUUUUAUGGCAGGAAUUCUUCUUAUGUCCAUGGAGGACUGGAUGCCAGUGGGAAACCACAGGAAGCAGUGUAUGGUCAAGCUGAGAUACACAAGAAGGUGAUGUCCCUACAGUUCAGUGAAUGUCACACCAAGAUUCGUCAUGUGGAUGCUCAUGCUACUCUGAGUGAUGGGGUGGUUGUGCAAGUCAUGGGAGAGCUGUCCAACAAUGGGCAGCCAAUGAGGAAGUUCAUGCAGACUUUUGUGCUUGCUCCAGAGGGUUCAGUUCCAAACAAGUUUUAUGUCCAUAAUGAUAUCUUCAGAUAUGAGGAUGAAGUAUUUGGAGAUUCAGAAGGAGAACUUGAUGAAGAGUCUGAAGAAGAGGUGGAAGAGGAGCAGGAGGAAAGACAACCAUCACCUGAACCUGUGCAAGAGAACACAAGCAGUACUUACUAUGAAAACCACCCUGUAACCAAUGGGAUAGAGGAGGCACUAGAAGAAUCAUCUCAUGAACCUGAGCCAGAAUUGGAAUCUGAAACGAAAACUGAGGAGCUGAAAGCUGAAGUAGAGGAAAAGACCCUUGAGGAGCUAGAAGAGAAGUCUCCAUCUCCACCUCCUGUAGAGCCUGUUUCGCUACCACAAGAACCACCAAAGGCUUUCUCUUGGGCUUCAGUGACCAGUAAAAACCUGCCUCCUAGUGGUACUGUUUCUUCCUCUGGAAUUCCACCCCAUGUUAAAGCACCAGUCUCACAGCCAAGAGUUGAAACUAAACCUGAAGCUCAGUCUCAACCUCCUCGUGUACGUGAGCAGCGUCCCAGGGAAAGACCAGGUUUUCCACCUCGAGGACCUCGACCAGGGAGAGGGGACAUGGAACAGAAUGAGUCGGAUAAUCGUCGAAUAAUUCGCUACCCGGACAGCCACCAGCUCUUUGUUGGGAACUUGCCCCAUGAUAUCGACGAGAGUGAGCUGAAAGAGUUCUUCAUGAGCUUUGGAAACGUGGUGGAGCUUCGCAUAAAUACUAAAGGAGUGGGAGGAAAACUGCCUAAUUUUGGUUUUGUGGUAUUUGAUGAUUCUGAGCCAGUCCAGCGAAUUUUAGUUGCAAAACCCAUUAUGUUCCGGGGUGAGGUGCGCUUGAACGUAGAAGAGAAAAAAACAAGAGCCGCUCGUGAGAGGGAGACCCGCGGCGGAGGCGACGAUCGUAGGGAUAUUCGUCGCAAUGAUAGAGGCCCUGGGGGUCCCCGUGGAAUAGUGGGUGGUGGCAUGAUGCGAGACCGUGAUGGAAGAGGACCCCCUCCCAGAGGUGGCAUGGCACAGAAACUUGGCUCUGGACGAGGAACCGGGCAAAUGGAAGGUCGUUUCACUGGACAGCGUCGCUGAGAAUCUCCACUGUGGGCAGACGAGUCUUGGCAGUGGUACAUUAUCCAUCGUGUUUGCAUUCUUGUUCAUUUAUUUUUUAUUAUUUUUUUUUGGCUUUGGAAUGUGACACAGCCCUUCUGAUAAUUUCUUUGAUGUGAAAGCAUCCUUUGGUUUCCAGUUUAAAUUGAGGUGGACGUUCUUUCCCCAGUUUCACGACAGGAGUUACACUGUUAAUUUAUAAAUGUAGACUUGGAGAAUUGAGGACUGAAAAAAAAAAAAGAGAGAAAAAAAACCAAACAAACACCACUGGUUAAACUAUCUGCAACAAACAUGGACUAAAGGACGUGCCCAAUAGAAUUCAAGUCCUUUCAGUCAAAAACCCUCUGCUGCACAUUUUGUUUAAGUGUUACAGUUUCUGCCUAUUACUGCUGGAAACACAAGUAGUGCAAUUUGUGCAAUUGGAGAAGCUUGCCUUUUUUUUUUUUUUCUUUCUCCUUCUUAGAACACUUGGCUCCAAACAAACUCGUGUUUACGCACUCAUCAAAAUGCACUAAUGGGUACUCUGAACUCAUUUGUAUUGACAUCUGCAGGAGGCAUCGGAGGAAAAAAACCCUUCAUCCUCUUACUCAGACAGAAUAGCUUGUGAAACGAUGCGGGCAUCUGAUCUGCUUGCUGUGACCAACAUAUGUGCACACACAAACCUUAAUAAGACUACACGUUUAUUCCAGAAGGAAUCCAUUUAGCUGUAAACUAAACCCAGAGCUCCAAAGUCGUAGCCCUGACCACACAACAAGUUUGAUAGCUCACGUCAGAUUUUUUCUAUCUGCCCCUCUCCAGUACAGGGAUGGCUGCUCAACACACUCCUCCUUCUCCCUCCCCCUUCGGUCAGCAUUGUACAGUGAAAUUUGUCUUAACUGUAUUUUGAGUUCUCUGGUAAUGUAAUAAGCAUGAUGGUGCCUUCUAUGAAUACAUCAUUCCAGUCUUGCUGGUGAUUUUGUACAGUAUAGUGUAUGAAUUACUGUGCUGCAAAGCCGAUCGGCUGCAAAGCAUUUAAAGGAAAUAAGUGAAGAAUUGUAUUAAAAAAAAAAAAAAUUGCAGUAUCUUUUCAAUCAGUAAACGUUGCUCAAAUGAUCAUCCACCUUGCUCUUCAAUUAACAAGUCUGCCUGUUUUUUUUGCAGAGGGGGGGAAGGGAGGAAGAAGGCAUCCAAGUAGUCUCCAGGUUGUCUCUUCUCUUUAUAAUUGAUGUCAAAGUAAAAGAAAACUUGAGUUGAAAUCUCUUUUGUGUGUGAAUUUCAGAAGUCAGUCAAGAAUGGUGAACACUUUUGGCCAGCUUGUAGUCAGUAGGACUAAGCAUUCUUUGUGAGGGUGAGCUUAUCAAACGAGGAUACUGCAAUUUUCAGAGAACAAAGCAGCAGCUCUUAAGUAUUUGCAUUUUCCGGUUGCGCUUUUUAAAAAACUCUUACUCAUUUUGCACAUAACUCUCAGUUGAAGAUGACACUUGUGUGGCUCCGGACUGAAGGAUAGAAAGGAGACAUCCUCUUCUUCAGUGUGACCAGUGGGUUUUCCCAGUGGAGAAGUCUGUUUCUGGGUAACGUUCCGGAGUGCAUUCCCAUUAACUGCAGCUGCAGCAGACAGAACAGCUGGGCUCCGUGCCGGGGUGUGCAGCAAGUGCCUGGCUUGGAGGUGCCAGGGGUCAAAGCGGGGGGUGUUUGUGGGUGCGUCUGUGCCUGAGUGUGACCACUCCAAGCUGCUUGUCAGCAUGGAAGACCUGAAACCCAACAAUGGCAGUUCCAAGCAGAAGCAGAUAGGGCACCACAGCCACCUGUCUGUGGAUUGUGCAGUCAUUUGCUGGAACUGAGUAAAAGUGGUGCACAUUUUUCCAUACCUUGGGCACAGUGAAGUGGCACCUGUUUGUUUUCUCCCAGACUCGAGGUCUUCUGUGUUGGAUGGUAAGUCUUGCACUAUUGUCAUACACUUUUUUUUUUUUUUUUCCAGGGCACAUUUCUACAAGUUUUCAUGGUUAUAUUUCAGGUUUUUUUGUCGAAGCUCUUGCGUUUUCAGCUGUUACCUGGAAAUCUGUAGUACUUGAACUGCUUGCCACACAACACUGCUACUUAGGCUUGAAGCCUUCAGACAAAUUGCUGUCAUCACUUAGCAGUUUGCCUCCAGUGUGUUUUGUGUAGGCUUUCUGUUCUUUUCCUUUUGUCGUGCUGUGGUGUUUUGCUGCCACUUAAUUCAUUUGUAUGGCAAAUGGCACUGGGAAUAAUCUCCACAACAAGAAGCAGAGUAUCAGCAAGAGUUACUGAGCCAUUCUGCUUUCUGGCUUGCUUCUUGUUCAAGUGACAUGAACAACCAUUGGAACAUCGUCCAGAGAAGUUUACAUGGUGAUAACUCACCUGCUGUACUGUGGACUCUUAACGUGUUCUCAACCCUCUCGAUAGUACAUGUACCUCUUAGAGCAAAGGAAGGGAUUCACUGACCACCACUGUUAGUUGCUGAUUUGUGGAUGGUGGGAAUAUUUUGUCAUUAUGGUUCAAUUUCAACAAACUCAGCUGCCCAUCUUGGCUUUAGGUAUACAAGACAGUGGAUUACCAUCUUUAUUGCUGUAACGUGUCAAGCAUUAUAUGCUAGUAGAUUCUAGUUUAAUUGUUGCAGGUGGAAAGUAUUUUUACUUUUAAGUUUCCAUUCUGAAUGUGUUUUGACUAAACAUACCAAUAAACUACUGAUGUCUGCAGCA
Apus apus (common swift) is the source of this 4350-nucleotide messenger RNA. RefSeq names its product G3BP stress granule assembly factor 2 (gene G3BP2). Gene Ontology annotation, molecular function: mRNA binding. The transcript is spliced from 12 exons. Gene Ontology annotation, cellular component: cytosol; ribonucleoprotein complex. Lineage: Eukaryota; Metazoa; Chordata; Aves; Apodiformes; Apodidae. The record is from RefSeq and is a predicted model, not a curated record. Bases 185 to 1633 code for a protein of 482 amino acids.